AUGUCGCGGCAGGAGGAUGCGGAGGUCACAGAGGUUGCAGAGGAUGUUGACGCUCCAAAGGAGGAGCCCAAGCCAAAGCGUCAAAGGCGAAAUCGAUGGGGUCAGGAGCCUGAAGCAUUGCCUGUCCCAAGUGCAGAUGACCUUGCACUUGCACCUUUGGUAGGCGUGGAUACCUCUGCUCUGGGCCUGCUGCCUGUGCAACCUGGACUGCCAUUCUGUUUCCUGCCUGCUCGUGAGGACUUGUCAGCUGCUGCAUCUGCGGCAAGAGAAGCUCUAGAAAAGGCCAAGAGAGCAGCAAUGUUCCAGCGGCAGAUUCAAGAACAGAUGGCCAAAAUCAAAGGUCAAGGUCUUAGUGGAGGCUUCAUGACUGGGGAAGCGCCAAAGGCUCGAAAGCUCAUCCUCGAUGAGUUUGGUCGCGAGCUGGACGAAGAUGGGCAAGUGGUCCCGAUGAAGCCACAGGUGGUGAGCACCUUGAAAGUCAAUAUCAAUCGAGAGAAAGAGGCGAGACUAAAGAAGAUCCUGGGCCUCAAAAAGGACGGCGUGGGCGAGAGCUCGUUCUUUGAUCCAACAUUGAAAGUCAAGGAGAGAUCGGAGCGAAUGAAGCGCCGAAGUUUCAGGUUUAUUGAGGAAGGUGAGCUGGUCAAGAAGGAGGCCAAGAUGAUUAAAAAGGUUCAGGAGAAGGCCUUGGGAAUCGAUAAAAAAGAUGAAAAGAAAAAGAAGGAAGAGGAGCAAAAGAAGAAGGACGAAAAGAAACAAGAGGAAGAGGUGAACGUGGAAAAGAUCACACCCUACGUAGAGCAUCCGAUUCCCAUCAAGAUUACGACAGAAAAGGAGGCCCCCGAAGCUGCCAUGAUGCACCUUACUCCCAAGGAGCGCAAGAAGUUGAGGAGACUGAAGCGCCAGGAGCGAACGCAGGAGAUCCGAGACAAGAUUAAGAUGGGUAUCUUGCAGCCGCCGCCUCCCAAGGUGAAGAUGGCAAACUUGAUGCGUGUGCUUGGUGAUGAGGCCAUUGCCGACCCCUCCACAGUUGAGCGGAAAGUCAGGCAGCAGGUGGAGCAGCGACGAAAGGAGCAUGAGCAGAGAAAUGAGGCAAGAAGGUUGCCAGCGGAAGAGCGAAAACAAAAGAAGAAGCAGAAGUGGAUGGGAGGAGCAGAGCCAACAACGCAGGUGCUAGUUUUCAAGAUCAAGGACUUGGCAAAUAAGAAGCACUUGUUCAAGAUCGACAUGAAUGCUCAGCAAUUUCACCUUACUGGAUGCUGCAUAGCCUGCCCUGGUGUUGCCAACAUGGUAGUUGUGGAGGGCGGCCCUCGUGCUGUCAAACGCUAUAAGAAGCUCAUGAUCAGGCGCAUCAAGUGGACCGAAGAGCAAGCAGAUGAUGAUGAUGACGACGAAGACCAGGAUGAGGUUACUGCACCCAAGCUUCAAGACUUUUGUGUGCUCAUUUGGGAAGGCGUUGUGAAGCAGAGGAGCUUCAAGAACUGGAAGGUGACGCAUGUGCGGACCGAGCCCGAAGCCAGAAAGCUUCUGAAUGAUCGGCAAGCCGAGCACUACUGGGACGUACUGCUGCCUCCUUUUAGCUUGAAUGCCACGUCUAUCAUGAGCCGUUUGAGGUUGGAAGAACAGAGUGCAUUUGCCAACAAGAAUAAGAUACCUGCAAAUCUUUCUCUUGUUCUUACUUGUCAUCUCAUGUUGUUUAAACGCGGCCAGAGCAGUGCGACCCUUCAAAUGUGCCGCGCAGCUGUGAAGUCUCAAGUCGAUCGACACCUGUUGGUCUUGCAGCUUUGCCGAGAUGUCCACAUGGCAAGUUUUAUGAGACUUGUUUCACGUCUUGCAGCCAGGCUUGUUCCAACAGCACGUCGAUUCGGUUCUUUGGUGUCUCGCCCAAUUUUGGGCAAAGCCCCAGUAGCUGCAUUUGUGCCGCUGGGACAGAGGUUCUUCUCAGCCUAUGAGGGUCAAGAAGUGACGGAUGACCAACUCGUGAAGAAGAGUUCGGACUGGGCCAUUGAGGAGACAAACUUCUGCUUGGGCCGUACCAGCUUCGUCCGGUACAAGGAGACUGAUGACCUCGCGCGUCGAACCAAGCACUUGAUGGACUGUCAGCUGAACAAGCAGCACACCCGGUUGCGAGAUGGUGCGUCCUGCUCAGUGUACAGGAUUUGCAUUUGGGCAAGACAUAAAGACUAA
This is a messenger RNA of Durusdinium trenchii, 2184 nucleotides long. Lineage: Eukaryota; Dinophyceae; Suessiales; Symbiodiniaceae. The record is from the annotation of a GenBank genome assembly.